Messenger RNA from Darwinula stevensoni, 856 nucleotides. Lineage: Eukaryota; Metazoa; Arthropoda; Ostracoda; Podocopida; Darwinulidae. The record is from the annotation of a GenBank genome assembly.
UGGCCCAGGAUCGUGCCAGAGAGUGCAAGGUGGCUAUCGAGCCGUGGAAGGUAUUGGGAGGCAGGACAGAUACUGAGAAGGAUUGCAAAGGUCAAUGGGAAGACCUGCCCCGAGGAUGUGGAGGAACGACUCCGACUGGAUGACCAUAACCAUGGACCUAGCUAUGGCUUCAUCUCUCUCUUCAUUCCUCCAAGGACGCGGCUUCGUAUCAUCAUCAUCAUCUACAUGUGGUCAGUGCUGCACAUGACAUACCAUGGGCUGCAUAUCAACAUCAACAGCCUGGGGGGGAAUGACUUUCUCAACUACCUGAUCUUUGGAGCAAUUGAGUUUCCUGCAUACCUGAUGGCAUGGGGCAGUGGAAGAUGGUGUGGCUGGCGGUGGUCCCAAGCUUUCUGCUUUCUCCUUGGUGGGGGAGCUCUGCUCCUUGUGCCUGCUAUGCCUCCAGGGGAAUACACAACUGUUGUGGUGCUGUCAGUGAUAGGAAAAUUUGGGAUCUCAGCAAGUUACAUGAUCAUCUACAUCCAGGCAUCAGAACUGUUUCCAACUGGAAUGCGGUCAACAGCCAUUGGACUGGCCAGCAUCGCUGGGAAUCUGGCAUACAUCAUCAUUCCUUAUGUUGUUGCCCUGGGGAGGCACAAGCAGAGCAUUCCAUAUGUAGUAUUUGGAACAGCUGCUGUGGUUGCAUCAGUGGUGUCCACAUUUCUACCUGAAAGUUCCCAUGAGGCCCUUCCACAGACCAUCACAGACUCAGAAGCAUUUGGAAAGAAACAGAAGUUUUUUGCCUGGAAUCUCACUCCAUGGCAUGAGAAAACCACUCAUGUCGAUGAUGGUAGUAUUCAACUCAACUAGGUCAAGG